This is a messenger RNA of Naegleria lovaniensis, 1359 nucleotides long. RefSeq lists its product as uncharacterized. The record is from RefSeq and is a predicted model, not a curated record. Gene Ontology annotation, molecular function: protein binding. Bases 1 to 1359 code for a protein of 452 amino acids. Lineage: Eukaryota; Heterolobosea; Eutetramitea; Acrasida; Naegleriidae. The transcript has a single exon.
AUGCGUGUGCCGCCAAAUUUUGCUUCACCACAGCAAGACUUGGAGAAGAAGCAAAAUGCAGCAUCCUCCUCCUAUCAUGAAUCGGAAAAGGAAAACCAUCCUCCUACCAUCCAUGAUGAUUCCUUUCUUUCCAUGAAUCCAAGUCAAGACAACUCUCGAUCUAUUUCAUCUCCAAUUUCAUCAUCAUUGACGCAAUCGGAUCGAAGGAAUUCUUCGACCACAACGUGUUCGUCGAAUAAUCGAAAUGAUGAGAAUCAUCAGAAUUCGAACGAAUGGAACACAUGUUUUUCGAGCUUCGAUGAAAAUUCUUGUUGUUCGAAUGAUGCUGAUGAUGAUGAUGGAACCACAACGUGUUGGAAUGACGCUUCGAAAGGCUUUCGAAAGAAUAAUGAUGGUUCGAAAAAUAAUCACACAAGUCCAUCAUCCUCUUCUGGCGCAUCAUCAUUGGUAUUGAAUCAUCAUCAACGAGUGGUUGUAGUAGUAGAUGAAACAAUGUCUCAAGGGACGGAAGAGUUGAAAAAGAGACCUCGUGGAAUUUCUUCCAAUUUUGGUGAAGAAGAUUCUGAAGCGAUGAGUAUGAAUGGUGUUGGACAUGAUGAUACUACAAUCGAUCAAGAUGAUUCGAUUUGUUUGAGAAAAAGAAUCAAUCCUUUGAAAAGUAAAAGAGUCAAGAAGAAUGACCAUCCAUUGACAUCUGACAGCUCAGCAUUCCAAGAUUCAUGGACCUUAUAUUCACUUUCAGACACUCCUCAAGAAAUGAUUGAAAUUAUUAUCAGUUUUCUAGAUGAUUCUUCUCGUGCAUUGGCAGCCUUGACCUGUUCCAAAUUUCACCAAGCAUGUGAAAAUAUUGUCGCUCGUGAAUUUACUUAUUAUUUUCAUCAAGAAAACAAUUCUCUCAUUCUUCCUUUGGCACAAGGUCCUGUAAGCACCAAUGACAUUGAAAAUGUCCAAAACAAGUUCAACAUGACUCUUCCAUUCCUUUUGAAAAUUUUUCUCACAUUAACCGAUGGAAGAGAGCCAUGGCACAACACAUUUAUUCAUUUUUCAAAUAUGAUACGACCUAUUCGAGAGUGGAAAUUAUUGAAACGAGAUGUUUUACUAUUAGGAACCACACUCGAUUCCAAUAUUCAAUUACUUGUCAAUUCCAACCAUGUCUUCUUUUUAAGGAAUGUCACACAAAAUUCAUUGGAGCGUUUACACUUUAAAGAUUGGAUUCAACGAAAGAAUUUUUCUUUUGAAUAUGUUCAUUACAAUAUUGAGAAAGUGAAUGAGCGCCGAGUACUUCCUUAUUCAUUGACUCAUUUCAAUUCAAUACACCAUGUUGUAUGGCAAAGAAGAAUAUUGUGCGAAACAUGUUGA